Messenger RNA from Saccostrea echinata, 1106 nucleotides. RefSeq lists its product as uncharacterized. Bases 1 to 1095 code for a protein of 364 amino acids. The record is from RefSeq and is a predicted model, not a curated record. The transcript has 3 exons. Gene Ontology annotation, molecular function: zinc ion binding; nucleic acid binding. Lineage: Eukaryota; Metazoa; Mollusca; Bivalvia; Ostreida; Ostreidae.
AUGAAGUUAAAAACGACUGACAGACGACGCAAAACGGGCGUCGCACAGCCGGACAAAACAGAUACAAUAGAUCACCUUAGUGACUCAGUGACCUUAAAGGAUAAUGUAAGAAUACAAAAUAUUGGGACCAGUAUUGAGGUCAUAGAGCUCCUUACACAUGACAAAUCACUGACUGUGCCUCAGAAACUGGAACUGCAACAAAUAAACACGUCAAUUCAACAGGCAAACAAUGAGAUUUUGAGUCAGUUUUCCAGUAUUUUAGACAGUCGACUGUUAACAGUUCAGAGAAGUAUAAAUGAGCAAGUUUUUGCAGAUAAUUACAAAUUCAAAAAGCGCGGUAAUGAAGAACAAUACAAGCACAAUGUUAAAGUAAUGGCAAAGCUGAAGGAGGCAAACGAAGAAAUGGAAGAGAGCCGCAUUCAAGGAGCGAGACAAAAGAUAACAGAAGGUUAUGACUUAAUUAAGCAGAGACAAAAACUUGUUAAGUUAGCAGAUUCGUCAUCGGCUGGAUGGAGAGCUGUAGAUGAAUCUGCAAAGAACCCCAUAGCUUCAGAAUCAGAUGAUGAAAAAAGAAGUUCCAAAGCGCAAACGAGGGCGGAGAGAAAAGUCAAGGACGAACGCAUCAAACGUCGAAAGGAUAUGCGAGAGAAAUGGAGGCCCUAUCCUUCUAUCAACGCUGCAGAAGGCAGUACUUCAUCCUCUACAACGGCCGCAGUGUGGAGAUCAGGGCAGUGCUACAGGUGUCAUAAGAAGGGACACUGGAGAAAAGAUUGUACAGAAAAAAUAGAUGAAAAGAUAAGUAGUUUUGUAUUUGAAUGUUUUGACGCAAAGCAGUCAUGUGAGACGAACACAGGUAAAUCACUGGUAGGUAGACUGAGAAAAAAUGUAGGUCAAUGGCGUUCGAUUGAAACGAGCAGGUAUGUGUUAAGUGUUAUUGAAUUUGGUUACAAACUGCCUUUAUUUACAAUUCCAAGUCCAAUAGAACUUAAAAAUAACAAAUCUGCAUUGGAAAAUGCCAAUUUUGUAUCAACUGAAAUAGAAAAGCAGGUGAAAAUGGGCAUGUGCAAGAUUUUAUUGACAAACCAAAAGUAUUGAAUCCAUUGACU